Molecule: messenger RNA, 786 nt
Organism: Closterium sp. Yama58-4
Lineage: Eukaryota; Viridiplantae; Streptophyta; Zygnematophyceae; Desmidiales; Closteriaceae
Source: the annotation of a GenBank genome assembly
AUGCACAGACCAUCCUGCCGUGAAGCCGAGUCAGAGAGGAGCAAGCCAAUGGUUGAGGGAGUCGGCCAAUGGGAGGCGCUGUGCGAUGAGCUUCUGUCCACACCGGAAGCAUGUGCAGACGCCGUCAACCAGUGUGCUAAACACUUUCAGUGGAAAGGAGCCGUUGGGAUUGGCGUACCCGCAGUGGUGAAGGAUGGGACCACAUGGACAGCCGCGAACAUCGACAGCAGUUGGGUGGGAGCGGACGUGGAGGGCUUGUUCAGCCUGGUAACAGGGUUACCAGUCACGGUGGUCAACGACGCCGACGCUGCUGGCUAUGCGGAGCUGGGCUUCGGUGCAGGGUCCGGGGAGAACGAGCGCGGCGUGGUGUUCAUUGUGACCUUCGGGACCGGCAUUGGCACGGCCAUGUUCGUGGAUGGCAUUCUGGUUCCCAACCUGGAACUGGGUCACAUGGAGGUGGAUGGAGUGGAGGCAGAGGCAACAGCAGCAGGCGUGCUGGUGGAGAGAAAUGGGUGGACGUGGCAGCAGUGGGCUGACAAGGUCGCCUGGUACCUGGGCCACAUUGAGAAGCUCUUCUGGCCCUCCAGAUUCAUCGUGGGAGGGGGAGUGAGCAAUGCACACGAGCAGUGGCUGCACCUGGUGAAGCUGCCCAAGGGCACGCCCAUCCUGCCUGCUUCCAUGAAGAACGAUGCCGGCAUCAUUGGUGCUGCCAUGGCUUCGCUUGCUCGCUCCGUCUUUGCCAUCCGGCACAAGCCACAGCAGGUGGAGGACUACAUUCAGGCCUAA